AUGUUAGGCUGGGUAACUCGCUGCCUGCCGGGCUUCAGCAUUAUUGGCCUGGUGCUGUUGCUGGUCUGCGCCUUCUCCGAUAUCCUCAAAUCCGAACUAUGGAAGAGCUACUUCCCUCCGUCCAAGAACCCCGCGCAGGGGGGCUUUUGGGGUGGCAUGAACAUAGCACAGAGCAUUUUUGUCGUAUAUGCGGUCCUCAUUCAUAUACAUAUGCUCGGUUUUACCCUUCGUCUGGGCUGGUCCAUCUUCCGAGCCACCGGAAAGGCCAAAACGGCUCUGGAGAGACGCAUCUGGUAUACUCCCCUUCCUUCGCCCCAGUCCGAGGACGAAGACUAUAUUCAGCAACCGGUUUCGCCAAUCUCCAUGUCAUCGGUGGACUCUCUGAUCUCGAAGAACCUCAAGACGGACGUUACCGUCAGCGAAGUUGUUGAGGAGGAGCUAGUCCAUGCUAUCAUCCUGCCCAACUAUUGCGAAGACCUCCACACGCUCGAAACCACGCUCAAAGUCCUGGCAAGUCACCCACGGGCCAAGUUGCAGUAUGAGAUAUACCUGGCAAUGGAACAAAAGGAAGAUACCUCCUCCGACAAAGCUGGCCACCUGCUGUCCAAGUUCGAAAAGUCCUUCCUCCAUAUCUGCAGCACCUUCCACCCGUCGGGUAUCAAGGGUGAAAUUGCUGGAAAGAGCUCGAAUGUGGCUUUUGCGGCGCGGCGCAUCGUGGAAAUUCAUCGCGAUGAAUUGAAUGAGGACUCUUGUAAUGUCGUGGUCACCGUCAUGGAUGCCGACACUCAUCUCUCGCGCGACUAUUUCACCGAGAUUCGUCGACUGCAUUAUGCCCACCUCAGCGAGGCAGACCGAUCCCUCUAUUGCUGCCCGAUUAUCUUCGAUCGCAACUCCCACGAGAGCCCCGUUUUGGUGCGAUGUGCAGAUCUGCUCUGGGGCUUUGCCGGAUUGUCGACCAUGUAUCCUGGAACGAUGAUCUCCAUACCAACCUCCGUAUAUUCGCUUCCGCUAUCCCUGGCCGAGAAGGUCGGUGGGUGGGACAGCGACCCGACCGCCAUUGGAGAAGACAUGCACAUGCUGCUGAAGUGUUACUUCGAGACCGCGGGCAACGUGAUCUCCCGUGUGGUGUACGUUCCCGCAAGCCAGUGCAAUGUGUCGAGUGACCGUGGCCAUGGCUGGAGACGUUCAAUGGACACCUUGUUUGCGCGGUAUCGCCAGGCUCUCCGACACAUGUGGGGAGCUCUGGACUCGGGCUUCGCGGCGCGGCGCUCACUGGGAUAUCUCCGCUUUCACAAGCGAUGCUUGUUCCUGCGCCCUCGACACUUUGCUCUGUUGGAGCUUCUGUAUGAGGCCCAUUUCCUGCCAUGUCAUCUGACCAUCAUCAUGCUGUUCUCGGUUAUAUACACCCUCUUGACACCCGCCGCACAGAUGCACCCCACCCUCGCAUGGGCAUUCUCCGUCACCGAUAUAGUGCGAGGGAUGUCAUUUGUUGGAAUGAAUAUCUGUCUUGCUUUGUAUGAGCGGUGGCACACACUCUGCCUCAACGCUCGCAUGCGCGAUAUGCGGGAAGCCAAUUUGCCCGACACGGGCUGCUCCCAGCGUAUCUGGUACAAGCCCCAAUACCUGCUUGACCGUAUCGCCUUCCCGAUCGCAGGUACCCUGUUCGGCGCCGUUCCAACGAUCCACGCCGUAUUCGCACACUUCUUCACCGACCGGUUGGUCUAUCGGGUCAGCAAGAAGCCUACCUUCAUCCUGGAUGCGGUGGCAUUGGCAUAA
Penicillium cinerascens is the source of this 1776-nucleotide messenger RNA. Its product is annotated as glycosyltransferase family 2 protein. The transcript has 2 exons. The record is from RefSeq and is a predicted model, not a curated record. Lineage: Eukaryota; Fungi; Ascomycota; Eurotiomycetes; Eurotiales; Aspergillaceae. The coding region runs from base 1 to 1776 and encodes 591 amino acids.